Molecule: messenger RNA, 1818 nt
Organism: Pipistrellus nathusii (Nathusius's pipistrelle)
Lineage: Eukaryota; Metazoa; Chordata; Mammalia; Chiroptera; Vespertilionidae
Source: the annotation of a GenBank genome assembly
AUGGGCAGCGUCAGCAGCCUCAUCUCCGGCCACGGCUUCCACAGCAAGCACUGCCGCGCCUCGCAGUACAAGCUGCGCAAGUCCUCGCACCUCAAGAAGCUCAACCGCUACUCGGACGGGCUGCUCCGGUUCGGCUUCUCCCAGGACUCGGGGCACGGCAAGUCCAGCUCCAAAAUGGGCAAGAGCGAAGACUUCUUCUACAUUAAGGUCAGCCAGAAGGCCCGGGGCGCCCACCACCCCGACUACACUGCUCUGUCCAGCGGGGACCUGGGGGGCCAGGCUGGGGUGGACUUCGGCCCGUCUACCCCACCCAAGCUCAUGCCCUUCUCCAAUCAGCUAGAAAUGGCCUCAGAGAAGGGUGCGGUGCGGCCCACAGCCUUCAAGCCGGUGCUGCCACGAUCAGGAGCCGUCCUGCACGCCUCCCCCGAGGGCACCGGCCACCAGCUGCACCCCGCCCCCCCGGACAAGCCCAAGGAGCAAGAGCUGAGGCCCGGCCAGUGCUCGGGGGCUCUGUCCGACUCCGGCCGCAACUCCAUGUCCAGCCUGCCCACGCACAGCACCAGCAGCAGCUACCAGCUGGACCCGCUGGUCCCGGCCGUGGGGCCCGCCAGCCGUUUCGGGGGCUCGGCCCACAACAUCACGCAGGGCAUCCUCCUCCAGGACAGCAACAUGAUGAGCCUGAAGGCGCUGUCCUUCUCCGACGGCGGCAGCAAGCUGGCCCACCCGGGCAAGGCGGACAGGGGCCCCUCGUGCGUGCGCUCGCCCAUCUCCACGGACGAGUGCGCCAUCCAGGAGCUGGAGCAGAAGCUGCUGGAGCGGGAGGGCGAGCUGCAGAAGCUGCGGCGCAGCUUCGAGGAGAAGGAGCUGGCCUCCGGCCCGGCCUACGAGGAGCGGCCGUGGCGCUACCCCGAGGAGCCCGAGGGCCCCGAGCCCAGGAGCGGCGGGCGGCUGAAGGCCUCGCAGAAGGGCCCGCGCGCCCAGCAGGUGCUGCACCUGCAGGUGCUCCAGCUCCAGCAGGAGAAGCGGCAGCUCCGCCAGGAGCUCGAGAGCCUCAUGAAGGAGCAGGACCUGCUGGAGAGCAAGCUGCGCACCUACGAGAAGGAGAAGACCAGCUUCGGCCCGGCGCUGGAGGAGACGCAGUGGGAGGUGUGCCAGAAGUCGGGCGAGAUCUCCCUCCUGAAGCAGCAGCUGAAGGAGUCCCAGAUGGAGGUCAACGCCAAGGCCAGUGAGAUCCUCAGCCUGAAGGCGCAGCUGAAGGACACGCGGGGCAAGCUGGAGGGCGUGGAGCUGAAGACGCGGGAUCUGGAGAGCGCGCUGCACACCAAGGGCCUGGAGCUGGAGGUCUGCGAGAACGAGCUGCAGCGCAAGAAGAACGAGUCGGAGCUCCUGCGGGAGAAGGUGAACCUGCUGGAGCAGGAGCUGCAGGACCUGCGGGCGCAGGCCGCCCUGCAGCGCGACUGCACGCCCCGCGGGCCGGCGCACGGGGCCGGGCCGGGGCCCACCUUCUCCGAGGACGUCCCCGCCCUGCAGCGGGAGCUGGAGCGGCUGCGGGCUGAGCUCCAGGAGGAGCGGCAAGGCCACGACCAGAUGUCCUCAGGCUUCCAGCACGAGCGGCUGGUGUGGAAGGAGGAGAAAGAGAAGGUGAUCCAGUACCAGAAGCAGCUGCAGCAGAGCUACCUGGCCAUGUACCAGCGGAACCAGCGCCUGGAGAAGGCCCUGCAGCAGCUGGCCCACAGAGACGGUGCGGGGGAGCCGCUGGAGAUCGACCUGGAAGGGGCUGACAUCCCCUAUGAGGACAUCAUAGCCACCGAGAUCUGA